Messenger RNA from Cataglyphis hispanica, 2882 nucleotides. RefSeq names its product zinc finger protein on ecdysone puffs (gene Pep). The transcript is spliced from 10 exons. Gene Ontology annotation, cellular component: nucleus. Gene Ontology annotation, molecular function: nucleic acid binding; zinc ion binding. NCBI's taxonomy places the organism in Eukaryota, Metazoa, Arthropoda, Insecta, Hymenoptera, Formicidae. The coding region runs from base 178 to 2457 and encodes 759 amino acids. The record is from RefSeq and is a predicted model, not a curated record.
CCUUAUUUUAUUGUUCAUGGUAAUCAACGAGAUUCACUACGAACUUGAGAUUCAAGUCCGUGAGAUUCACCAUCGCCAUCAACCACCAUUUGCAAUCGUUCGUUCAUUUGCGUUCGUUGCUAUUCUCGUUGACUUUUCUGUACGUUGUAUUGAGUGUCAUCGAUUUGCACAAGAAACAUGUCGUUCAAUCGAGGAGUGAAACGAGAUUCCUUUGGAAAUCGAGGGAAUUUCAAUCGGGGUGGUAGUGGAGGCAGUGGUAACAGAGUUGGCAAUAACAUGGGUAAUAAUAAUAUGGGAAAUAAUAUGGGUGGAGGAAUGAGCGGAGGCAGUGGUAUGGGUGGAAUGAACCCUUGGGAAGGUGGUAUGAUGCCUGGCAGAGGCAUCUUACCUACACCCAAUAAUAAUCUAUCUCUGGCAUCACCACAGGCACAGCUAGCAAUUGCUAGUAAUCUUCUUACAAAUCUACUUCGCAGUCAGCAAGAGGUGCAACCGCAGGUACCAUCCCUCAUGAGUCUUGGAAAUAAUUAUUCUGGACCAGGAUCGAAUUAUCCCAAUCAACAAAAUUAUUCUUCAGGACGGUUUAGCGAUCGACCGGCACGGCAUCCUAUAAAGAAUCAACGUCCUCAACCUUACAAUAAGAUGGGCAAUCGAGCCCGAGAUGGCCCUGCUGGGCGGCGUGGCCCAUCCGCACAACAAUCUCGUGCACCCCAGUCUGGCAGUCAACGUAUGAACGGAAACCAAAUCCAACAUCGCAACGAUAAAUCUUCUAAACCAAUUCCUGCCUCUAAACAAAAUCAGACUGCCAAAAAGGAACAGCAGGAUGUUAAGACUUCUGAUAGCGAAAAAGCAGAACCGCCUGUUCCGAAAAGUGACGACACGGAGGAAUCCGAGGGCGAAAAACGCGAUUGGAAGGAUGAAAAGGAAGAAAUAAAAAUUGAGAAAACAGAAGAUGAAAAAAUGGAAGAUGUCGAGAUAAAGAUAGAAAAUCCUGUCACUACAGAAGAUUUCACGACAAAGGAGACGAAAGAGGCAUCUGAAAAACCUGAAAAAGAAAAUUCAAAAACGACCGGCAAAAAAUCGGAGGCCAGACACGCUGAGAGUCGUUACGCCGAAGUUCCAAUGAGCCAUAUGUUUUGCCACAUUUGCAACAAACAUAUGUGGGACGGAUUUUCUUUCGAAAAUCAUCUACGCGGACGUGCGCAUCAGCUGAUGAUGGAAAAGUUGGACGAAUCGUACAAAUUGAAGGUCGAUCUGAUGAGACACGAGUUGCGAGUUGCCGAGGAACAGCGUGAACUUAGCUUAAAUAACUCGAAACGGCGUGGCAAAAAAGUCUCUGUUGAUUUCAAUGUGAGAGAAUAUUGUACAAUGUGCGAUUUGAACUUUUAUGGAACUUUAUCUACACAUAGAAAGAGUGAGAAACAUCAGCAAUUGAAAACAUUUUUGCAUCCUCGAUGCUUCCCUUGUUUAAAAGAAUUCCCAUCUCGCAUAGAAUAUGACGAACAUUGUUUAACUCCCGCUCAUAUGAAAAAUGCUGUUCAGUGUGAGGAACAACGAAAAAAUAAGAAAAAAGAAAAAUUGGCAAAGGGAGAAGCUGAAGUUCGCACUGCAGAAGAUGAAGAAAAAGAUGUUUGCCAUGACACAAAGAACGAAAAAGAAGAAGAUUCAGGAGAACAAGAAUAUAUUACUGAUAUUACUGAAAAUAUAAAUGAAAAGAAAUUUAAAGUACCGUCUUAUAAAUAUUGUCGUCAGAAUCAAAUCUUUAUCGGUAAAUCUAUGGUGAAGGAGGUACAAGGAUUUUAUUGUGAGCGUUGCCGAAGAUUUAUGCUCCUGGCAGAAGAUAUGAAUGCUCAUCUACGCAGCAUCACUCAUUAUCGAAACUUCUUAGCAGAAGUAAAAUUGUUAACAUCAAAUACAACAGUUACAGAGUUAAAAGAAACUGAGCAAACUGAUAGUGAGAAAAACACCGUUGAAAUUAAGGAGGAAAGCGAUGACGUCGAAAAUCGAAAACGUCGCAAAAUUAGUCAUGACGAAGAUGAAGAUACCGAUAAACCGAAAGAGUUACAGGAGAAUAAUGCUGAUAAUGCAAACACGGCACCAAAGAGAUCGGAUGGAGAGGAAAAGUAUGAUCCUUUAGAAGCCGACGCCGCCGAAUCGGAAGAGGAAGAAAAUCGCGAGGCAGGGGAAAACGUAAAAGAGGUUACCGCGGAAAAUACUGCUAAUAUGCAGGAGAAAAAGACACCGGUUGACGAAAUGUGGGCGGACAUAGAUAAUGACAACGAUGUGGAAAUGGGUAAUUUGGUCGACGAUGCGGAUGAAAAAGAACAUGCACAUGAUCCGCAUGAUCAUGAAAAGUCUAUUCAGAAGAUAGAUCGAAAUCACAGCCCUCAAAUAAAAUCUAGAGGUCGUGGAUACGCCCGCGGUCGUGGUGGUCCACGCGCUAGGAGAUCCCGGCGAUAAGGUAAUAUUAUGAACUAACAAACGUGUGAGAGCAAACGCGCUAAAAAAAUGCGUUGAAAAGAAAAUUUCAAUUAUUUGUUUUGUGUGUUAAGAUAAGUUUUAACGAUACAAAAAUAUAAAACAUGUUUUUUAUUGAAGCAUCUUGAAAUGCCUGUGUAAUAUUACGCAUGAUCUUACAUUUACAAAUAUAAUAGAAUUACAAAUAUAAAAUAAUAUAAGAUCGUAUCUAUAAGCGAUUUAUUUCAUUAGUAUCGCGUAUCAGAAAAGAAAACGCGUCAGAGAUGUCAGAAUUUUUGUACAUGUAUGAAUUUUUAGUCAUAUAUAUUAUAUAUAUUACUUUUUUCCUAGAUAUUGAAAUCACUCUGAUAUGGCACUAUUAUGUAUCAACGAAGAAAUAUAUUGGAUAUUGCAUGUGAUUACAAUUA